GUCGGAGCGAAGCAGCCGGCGGAACAGGGCGCUUAACCCGGUCAGCCAUGUCAUCAGAGCCUCCCCCUCCGUCACAGCCUCCCACCCAUCAGGUACCUGUUGGGCUGCUGGACACCCCUCGUGCCCGAGAGCGCUCACCGUCCCCUCUGCGGGGCAAUGUGGUCCCAAGCCCACUACCCACUCGCCGGACGAGGACCUUCUCAGCGACGGUUCGGGCUUCACAGGGCCCCGUCUACAAAGGAGUCUGCAAAUGUUUCUGCCGAUCCAAGGGCCAUGGCUUCAUUACCCCGGCUGACGGAGGCCCUGACAUCUUCCUGCACAUCUCUGACGUGGAAGGGGAGUAUGUCCCGGUGGAAGGCGACGAGGUCACCUAUAAGAUGUGCUCCAUCCCUCCCAAGAACGAGAAGCUGCAGGCCGUGGAGGUAGUCAUCACCCACCUGGCGCCGGGGACCAAGCAUGAGACCUGGUCCGGGCAUGUCGUCAGCUCCUAGGAGACUCCAGAAACACCCCUUCUCCUGGGCUCAUGGGAGACUUUGGGGGGUGAGGAGGGGGUAGGACCACACUGGAGAUACCAUUCUACCAUAUGAGAUGGGGCUUCAAAGGGGGACAUGGUCCCUUUUAAGUAUCUCCUGGAGGAAGGGGUAUGGGGGGCAGGCGUCAGGGUGCUCCUGGCCACCAGCAUAGCCUCUGACCAUCACAGCAACCUCUCACCAUCUGAAAAGCAUUAAAAGCAUUUAAAAAGGA
Molecule: messenger RNA, 744 nt
Organism: Galeopterus variegatus (Sunda flying lemur)
Lineage: Eukaryota; Metazoa; Chordata; Mammalia; Dermoptera; Cynocephalidae
Gene: CARHSP1
Product: calcium regulated heat stable protein 1, 24kDa
Exons: 4
Coding region: 48-491 (147 amino acids)
Biological process (GO): regulation of mRNA stability
Cellular component (GO): cytoplasm
Molecular function (GO): mRNA 3'-UTR binding
Source: RefSeq, a predicted model, not a curated record